UGCCCCGCUCCACCGCCCUCCGCCCGCUCCUCUCGCUCCCUUUCCGGCCGGAUCUUUCCCGCCCCAGGCCCCUCGGCCCUCCGGCCAGGUCGCUCUCUAAGAAGGCGGCGAUGACGGCGGCGGCGGCGGCGGCCAAGGCCCGGAUAGACGGCCGUGGUUCGGCGAUGGAGGCCCGGGAAGCGCAGUCCGGCGAGAUUCACGUCAUCGUCGGCCCCAUGUUCGCUGGCAAGACCACCGCGCUUCUCCGCCGCGUCCAGGCCGAGGCCGGCACCGGCAGGACUGUGGCACUCAUAAAGUCUGACAAAGACAAUCGAUAUGGAUUGGAUUCUGUUGUGACCCAUGAUGGCACAAAGAUGGCAUGCUGGGCUCUACCAGAGCUUUCAACUUUCCAAGAUAAAUUAGGGAGAGAGGCUUAUGAUAAGGUAGAUGUCAUAGGUAUCGAUGAAGCCCAGUUCUUCGAUGAUCUUCAUGAUUUUUGCAGCAAAGCUGCUGAUCAUGAUGGAAAAAUCAUUGUGGUUGCAGGGCUAGAUGGUGAUUACAAAAGGAACAAGUUUGGCUCAGUGCUGGACAUCAUUCCCCUGGCCAACUCGGUCACCAAGCUGACAGCACGGUGUGAGUUGUGCGAUCGCCGGGCGUCCUUCACACUGAGGAAGACACAGGAAACCAGGACCGAACUCAUUGGUGGAGCCGAUGUGUAUAUGCCUGUGUGCAGGCAGCACUACCUGGACGGGCAGAUUGUCAUCGAGGCCACAAGGAUUGUCAUGGAUAUUGAAAGAUCCACGGAAGUAGCUCGCUGCUAGUUAGGGGUGUGUGCCUUGCCCAGAAUAUCCCUCUCUUCAGUGCGUUAUUCAUCCAACAGCGUGUUGAGAUGUGCUACCAGUGUGUACCUGUUAUUGAUCAUCUGUGGCAGCAUGCCAGCCUGAGUUUCAGAUUAUGAGGCAAUGCCAUAUUACCAUAGGAGAACAUAAUUAAGUUGCAAUUUGAGCAGAUUGUAAAUAUUUACCAGUUGGGAAUGUUGGUGCAAACAGCUCUUCUUUUAGAAUACCCACCUGUUGUGACACAAUGGGGCAUAAGACAGAUUCUGGCCGGGAAGCAGUGCGUGUAAUAUGCGUUUAUUGGUUAAGAAACAUUGAUUGGCAUGAAAUUGUUAGUCCCUGUAUGAGGUAGAAUGAGAAACUGAAGAGGUAACAAAUGGUUAUGUAUUUAUUUGUGAGCAUGACUUAUAGUACGUUGUAAUUUGGAUGCUCCAGUUUGGAAA
Messenger RNA from Triticum aestivum (bread wheat), 1258 nucleotides. RefSeq names its product thymidine kinase. The record is from RefSeq and is a predicted model, not a curated record. NCBI's taxonomy places the organism in Eukaryota, Viridiplantae, Streptophyta, Magnoliopsida, Poales, Poaceae. Gene Ontology annotation, molecular function: ATP binding; thymidine kinase activity. Gene Ontology annotation, biological process: thymidine metabolic process.